AUGGGUCGACUUUUGCCACUUUUCCUUGGUGUCUUUGGUACACUGCGUAUUCUUGCCGUUUCCGCUCAAAGUGCCCCGGCGUGUGUGGAAACUUGCACGAACAAUGUCCGAAAUAAAUUCGCAGACCUAAAGUGCCCAGACGCCAGUGCCGCCCCUUGCUUCUGCACGAAUCCGAUAUUCUAUUCCGCCAUUCUCGAGUGCAGCAAGCCGCAAUGUGGAGCAACAGCCGACAACGUCUCCACGUACCUCUCGACGCAUUUCUGUACUGGCCAGCCACUUCCCAAGAGUGAUGACACAGCUGCCCCGACCUCCGCGGCUUCGCAAACGCCAACGUCUUCAGCUCCCGCUACCACCGCCGAGACUACUCCAGCAACUUCACCGGCCACGACGACUUCUGCGACUGUCACGCCGACCACCACAUCUGCUGCCGUUGAAACAACACGCACAUCUACGACGUCGUCCUCGACGUCGUCCUCGACGUCUUCCACUUCAGGCAGUGCUACUUCAUCUAAUCCUGCUGCGCAAGGCUCUUCCUCCAAGGGCCUGCCUCAGGCGGCAAUUGCUGGAAUUUGCGUGGGCGUGGGCACCGCUAACAUAGCCAUUGCCGGUAUUGUCAUUUGCAUGUUGCUCAAGUCCCGAAGACGCAGGCCGAGCCCCAGUGGCAACCACAGGGCCAUUUCGAAGCCGUCUCUGGGACCUGACAGGAUGUAUCCUCAACAUGAUAUGGGCUUCAGGCGCGAUGGAGAUCGCUCUAUGGAAAAGUACGGCAAUGAUCUUGAAAUGACGUCGCACCGCUAUGAAGACAUGGUGCCUCGGACCCAGCCUAGAACCUUGGUGUAG
Messenger RNA from Metarhizium album ARSEF 1941, 840 nucleotides. RefSeq names its product Extracellular membrane protein, CFEM domain protein. The coding region runs from base 1 to 840 and encodes 279 amino acids. Lineage: Eukaryota; Fungi; Ascomycota; Sordariomycetes; Hypocreales; Clavicipitaceae. The record is from RefSeq and is a predicted model, not a curated record. The transcript has 3 exons.